GAGCUAAGUGCAGUUUCUUUUCAGCUCAGUAGGGCUGUUCAAAGAAGCCUCAAGGGUCUGCAGGUGCAUGUCAGAUGGCAUGCCUGAGAAACCAGCAGAGACAUGUAGGAACUCUUUCAAGGACAUGGCCUCUCCUCUAACAUUCAGUAAGAGGAAGCCACUGACAGCUGUGGAUACCCAUGCAAGAGUUCAUCCCAGAAGAAUGGCACUGGCUCAGCGGCCCGCAACAGCCCCGAGCCUUUCCAGAAGCACCUGCUCCGUGGAUAUCUGGGACAUCUUCUACAACAGGCUCAAUGAGAAACGUCCCUCCGCCAAGAGUGAGGAAACAAGGAGGCCGUCUACUGCCAAACAACAUGUCUGGGAAUACUCCAGUACGACAGGUCAUAUGAAAAUCAUGGAGGUCCAGGCACAGGGGCAUUUUGUGAGGCUUGCGAACUGCUCCCAGACAGAGCAGGACAUCGGAGAGUAUUACCUGCAGCAGAGCGUUAAGGGACAGCCUGUCAACUGUUUCCUCUUCCCAGCGAGAACAUUCAUUCAACCUGGAGCCUCAAUCACUGUUUGGUCAGAACAUUGCAGACCUUGUGCACAUUCUUUCAACGAUCAUGUGUGGACUGGACUACCACAAAUUGGAUCGAGCCCCGAGUACACCACUAUCUUGUGUACGACAAAUGGUCAAGCAGUGGCAUGGUACACCCCAGCUCGACUCUCCAUGUUGAGGACAGGCCAAGCUUGGGAGGAGCCGGAGAGAAGACCACAGCGCAGGGCUGGGUGCUCUCUAUCCAGAGGAGACAGUAAGAGGGCCACACCGCAACACAUAGCAAAGCAAGAACCUCAUUGGAAACACUCAGACCUGGCACCCUUACUAUGCCUGCGAAGGAAAACAGACGCGAUAAGAGUGUCUCAAAGCCCGUGGACCCAAAGCCCCUCCUCCAUCACCCACCCCUCCUGCAUUAGUGCCUGGCCUCAGGCACAAACCAAAGCAAGGAUACCAAUGCAGUGGCCAAGACGCUCACCAAAAAAAGGCAUGCAGAGAUAUACCCAUCUGGACCCCUUUGAGAGGAGCAGUGCUGCAACUUAAACACUAUAGCCACGUUCAGCACACCAAUUACAUUAUUUCACAUAUUUAACAAUAAAGACGAAAGUGCUUUAGAGAAA
Messenger RNA from Sardina pilchardus (European sardine), 1155 nucleotides. RefSeq names its product lamin tail domain-containing protein 1-like. The record is from RefSeq and is a predicted model, not a curated record. Gene Ontology annotation, cellular component: nuclear envelope; cytoplasm. The transcript is spliced from 9 exons. NCBI's taxonomy places the organism in Eukaryota, Metazoa, Chordata, Actinopteri, Clupeiformes, Clupeidae. Bases 68 to 1078 code for a protein of 336 amino acids.